AUGACCACGUGCUUCUCUAGUUUGCUCUUCAUUGUUUUACCAUCUUUUCACUACAUCUUCUUCGUGGAGAAGAAGACGGAUAUAAAAGUGAAACUGCUCGGCCCAGUUGGUUUCUGUUUCUCGUCUACGAUUAAAUACUGCUUCUUUGGUCUGAAAGGGCCUUUCUUCCAACGAUGUAUCCAGCACGUCAAGAAGGAUUGGAAAACGGUGCACGAUCCAAAUUAUCGUACGAUCAUGCUGAAAUACGCGACAGUCAGCAGGAAGCUCAUCACCGUUUGCGCAGCUUUCUUGUACAGUGGUGGAAUGUCGUAUCACACGAUAGUGCAGUUUCUGUCGAAGGACAGGAGAGGGAAGAAUUACACGUUCAAACCAUUGACUUAUCCUGGCUACGAUUCGUUCUUGGACACUCAGUCUAGUCCUACGUACGAAAUCGUGUUCUUUGUUCAUUGUUUCGCAGCAAUGAUCAUGUACAGUGUCACGACAGUUGCGUACAGUUUGGCCGCGAUCUUUGUUACCCACAUUUGUGGACAGAUUCAGAUACAAAUAGCAAGACUACACGACUUGGUGAAGAGUAAAGGCAGAGAGCAUGGUGAACGUGAUCUUCUGUCUGUUAUCGUGCACGAUCAUGUGGAGAUUCUAAGAUUUUCGAAAAAUGUAGAAGAAGCUUUGCGAGAAAUAUGCUUGGCGGAAAUCGUCGAGUCCACGAUUAUUAUGUGUCUGCUUGAAUAUUACUGCAUGAUGGAAUGGCGCAACAACGACGCAAUCGCGAUAAUGACUUAUGUCACUCUGUUGAUCUCCUUUACGUUUAAUAUAUUUAUAUUUUGUUACAUAGGCGAACUCCUCUCUGAACAGGUAGUUGCAAAAGAAUUUCUGCAAAUCGGUACAAAUUCUUACAAAAUCGAAUGGUACAAUUUACCAGCUAAGGAUGCUUACGAUCUUAUUCUUUUAAUCUCUAUAUCUCAAUAUCCACCGAGACUUACGGCCGGAAAAAUCGUCGAAUUAUCUCUCAACACUUUUAGCUCCGUGACGACAUACAUUACAUGCUGCAGAUAUGUCAAUGGCUGUUGAAACUAAUCGGACUGACAGCCACGCUAGUAAAUUAGAUGGCCAUAUGCUUCUUCGACAUAUUCUUCGUCACCUUGCCAUUUGGCCAUCACUUCUUCUUCAGAAAGAAAAAUACCCGCAUGAAAAUAAAAAUAUUGAAUCCAAUUCACUUCUGUUUAUACAGCACGAAAACUCAUCGUGAUGUGCGUUGUUUUUAUACACACUGAUGGAAUGUCGUAUCACACGGUGUUGCAGCUCUUGUCCAAGGAUCAAUCUAGACAGAAUUAUACGAUUAACACUAGAACUACCGAGAUAGAUAUAUCAUGGAUUUUGAUUGCGGUUUUUGUGGCCAAAUUCAAAUACAAAUAGCAAGGUUGCAAAAUUUGGUAAAGAACCGUAACUGUGUUUUGCUGUUAUCGUACGUGAUCAUACGCUCGCUUCUUUCCACAAGUAUGAAUCGAUUUGCAACUAUAAUGAUACAGAUGCACGCACGCGAUAUCACGAGCGCAAGCUCAAUAACCUCGCAAUCAAUGCACCCACACCACACGUUAAAACAGUCGUUUUCGCGCUGCCUGCGAACAUGCAUCAGCCCGAUCGAGAUCACGCCGAUCAACCGCGAAAUCCACACUACGACGACGACAUCGUUUACGUAACGAAACACAGCAGAUGGAUUCUAAAUUCAAUCGGGAUUUGGCCAGCCGUGUUCAAAGGCAUCGGCAAGUUUCUACCGAGAAUCGCGAUCGGACUGAGUAAUUUAGCGUUGCUCUUUAGUGUGGUGCAGUGCGUGCUACACAUUAUACUGGACCAGAAGGAUCCUCUGUUAAGAUUGAGGCUCUUAGGCUUCGCCUGUUACUCUUUAGUCUCUCUGAUGAAGUAUUGGGCUCUGACAGUGCGCAAGCCGAAAAUCAAGCGUUGUAUCGAACAAAUGCAUGCCGACUGGAAGCAGGUAGAAUUCGAAAGAGAUCGCACGUUGAUGCUGAAAUACGGGAAGAUCGGGCGAGAUCUGAGCAUAUACAGCGCCGUGUUCAUGUACAGCGGUAGCAUGUGCUACGUUACAAUCAUGCAGUAUGCAAUAGGACGACAAUCACGAAUGGACGACAACAAUCAUACGAUCAAAGUGCUAGUGUAUCCCACGUACAGUGGUUUCUUCGACGUACAAAGAAGUCCCAUCUACGAAAUCGUCUACGUAUUUCAAUGUAUUUGCACGUUCAUGCUCAACACCGUGACAGCUGGUUGUUGCGCAUUGGCUGCGCUUUUCGCAACGCACGCCUGCGGACAGAUCGACGUCGUCAUGUCUCAGUUAGACGACCUGGUGGACGGGAAAUUCGCCAAGAAAGAUCAGAACCCGGACACUCGGCUGACGGAAAUCGUGCAACAUCAUAUGAAAAUUUUAAACAAACUGUUGUCCAUCAUUGAUCAAAGACAUAUCGCGUGCCAUUGUAGAUUCUCUGCGAUGGCCCAGACUGUUCUGCAGGAAGUGUGCUUCUUCGAAUUUAUUGGCUCCACGUUUGUAAUAUGCUUGCUCGAGUACUAUUGCAUAACGGAUUGGCAACAAAAUAACAAGAUUGGCCUGGCAACGUACUCGAUGCUGUUAAUGUCCCUCACGUUCAAUAUGUUCCUGUUGUGCUACAUUGGCAAUCUACUGAUAGAAAAGAGUACGAACGUUGGAAUGUCAUGUUGCAUGAUCGAUUGGUACCGCUUGCCAAUCAAGACCAGUCAAGACCUCAUUUUAAUAAUCGCCGUGUCAAACAACCCGGUGAAAAUCAGCGCCGGUGGAAUCGUUCACUUGUCUCUGUCCACAUUCGGAAAUACGCACGCUUCAUUGAUGAGUAACAAUCGAUUCAAAGUUUUACAACAGAUGCACGCACGCGAUAUCAUAAGCGCAAGCCCGACGACCGUGCAAUCAAUGCCAGCCGGUGGUCUCGUUUUCGAGCUGCCCGCGAACAUGCAUCAACCGCGAAAUCCGAACUACAAGAAGGACAUCGUUUACGUGACGAAACAUCUGAAAUGGAUCCUGAAUUCCAUCGGGAUCUGGCCUGCCAUGUUAAACGGAAUCGGCAAAUUUUUACCGAGAAUCGCGAUCGUACUGAGUAACUUAGUGUUGUUUCUCAUCGAAGUGCAGUGCGUGCUACACAUUCUACUGGAACAGAAAGAUCCUCUGUUGAGACUCCGGCUCUUAGGUUUGGCUUGCUAUUCACUGAUCUGUCUAAUGAAGUAUUGGGCGCUGGCAGUGCGCAAAUCGAAAAUCAAGUGCUGUAUCGAACAACUGCAUACAGAUUGGGAGCAGGUCAGGCGUUGUAUAUUUGAGGGGCUAAGUGAAAAAGUGACACGUCUUAUUAAUGUUGUAGAGGAAUUCUACACGAAUUACAAGGAAAUUUGCACAGUCGGUAUUUCACACCGGAGAAUAAUUGAACGUAAUCUAAUAAAAAUCAAUCGACAGGUGGAACAUCAAAGACAUCGCACGUUGAUGCUGAAAUACGGGAAGAUCGGACGAGAUCUGACCAUUUACAGUGUCGUGUUCAUGUACAGCGGCAACAUGUGCUACAUCACAAUUCUACAAUACGCAAUGGGAUCGCGCGUAGACGAAAAUAAUCGUACGAUCAGAAUGCUAGUGUACCCAACGUAUAGCGGUUUCUUCGAUGUCCAAAGAAGCCCCAUCUACGAAUCUGUAUACGUUCUCCAAUGUUUAUGCACAUUUCUGCUCAACGCUGUGACGUGUGGGUGUUGUGGAUUGGCUGCGCUUUUCGCAACACACGCCUGCGGACAGAUCGACGUCAUCAUGUCUCAGUUAGACGAUCUGGUCGAUGGGAAAUUUUCGAAGAAAAAUCACAAUUCGAACACACGGCUGAUGAGAAUCGUACAACGUCAUACGAAAAUAUUAAAGUACAAAGACGAAGGUAAAAAACAUAUCGCGUGCUAUUGUAGAUUUUCUGCGAUGGUUGAAACGGUUCUGCAGGAAGUGUGCUUCUUCGAGUUCUUCGGCUCCACGUUCGUGAUAUGCUUGGUCGAGUACUAUUGCAUAACGGAUUGGCAACAAAAUAAUAAGCUUGGUCUGGUCACGUACUCGAUGCUGUUAAUAUCUUUAACGUUUAAUAUGUUCUUGUUGUGCUACAUUGGCGAUCUACUAAUAGAAAAGAGUACUAACAUUGGAGUGUCAUGUUGCAUGAUCGAUUGGUACCGCUUACCGAUCAAAACAACACAAGGCCUCAUUUUAAUGAUCUCCAUGUCAAAUAGUCCGGCGAAAAUUAGCGCCGGUAAAAUCGUUUACAUAUCUUUGCCUACUUUCGGAAACGUACGUUUUUUACACAUAUCGCCAUCUGUGUCUUGCAAUUGAAAAUUUAUGUAAUUCCGUAUGCCCGUAAACAAAGCGUAACUUCAUCUUUGCAGGUUUUAAAGACGUCAUUCGCGUACUUAAAUUUCGUCCGGAAUGCCAUUAUGUGA
Messenger RNA from Heterotrigona itama, 4485 nucleotides. NCBI's taxonomy places the organism in Eukaryota, Metazoa, Arthropoda, Insecta, Hymenoptera, Apidae. The record is from the annotation of a GenBank genome assembly.